CGCUGCCUCCUCCUCUCAUCACUCCCAACCUCCUCGACGCCGUCGUCUCUACCCUCCUCCUCUCCCACACGGAACCAACCAACUCUCCGACGAAUCAAUAACACCCACCCGAGAGAGUCGUCCCCUCCACUACGGGAAGAUGGGAUCCGAGGCGGAAGCGGCGGAGCUGACCGGGCCCCUCCUCGCCGGCGGCAGCGGCGACGCGCCGGCGGGGGAGGAGGUGGUGCCGCCGUGGCGGGAGCAGCUGACGGUGCGCGGGAUAGUGGUGAGCGCCAUCCUCGGGGUGCUAUUCUGCCUCAUCACGCACAAGCUCAACCUCACCGUGGGGAUCAUCCCCUCCCUCAACGUCGCCGCGGGCCUGCUCGGCUACUUCCUCGUGCGCACCUGGACGGCCGCGCUCGCCAGGUUCGGGAUCGUCUCCAAGCCCUUCACCAAGCAGGAGAACACCGUCAUCCAGACCUGCGUCGUCGCGUGCUACGGCAUCGCCUUCAGCGGUGGCUUUGGAUCGUAUAUGCUUGCAAUGGAUCAAAAAACUUAUGAGCUUAUUGGGACCGAUUAUCCUGGUAACAGGGCAGAGGAUGUUAAGAAUCCUUCGCUCAGUUGGAUGAUCGGCUUCAUGUUUGUUGUUAGCUUCCUCGGUCUAUUUAGUCUUGUUGCGCUGCGCAAGGUGAUGGUAAUUGAUUACAAGCUCACCUAUCCCAGUGGAACUGCUACCGCUAUGUUGAUAAAUAGCUUCCACACUACUACAGGAGCUGAGCUUGCAGAGAAACAAGUUAGCUGUCUUGGGAAGUAUUUAAGCAUUAGUUUUAUCUGGAACUUGUUUAAGUGGUUCUUCAGUGGUGUUGGGGAUUCUUGUGGCUUUGAUAAUUUCCCUUCUCUGGGGCUUGCAGCUUUUAAGAACACGUUUUAUUUUGACUUCAGCCCAACCUAUAUUGGAUGUGGUCUUAUAUGCCCACACAUUGUUAACUGCUCUACACUUCUUGGAGCCAUUAUAUCUUGGGGUUUUCUUUGGCCAUAUGUAACCACGAAAGCUGGGGACUGGUAUCCAGCUGAUCUUGGAAGCAACGAUUUCAAAGGACUCUAUGGAUACAAGGUUUUCAUAUCUGUAUCCGUGAUACUUGGUGAUGGUAUCUAUAACCUCAUUAAGAUCAUUUAUGCUACUAUCAAGGAAAUAAUGAAUGCUCGAUCAAAACAAGGAAGACUUCCUCUUGUCCGGGUUCAGGAUGAUGAUGAAAGUUCAAAAUUAUCAACCGAGGAAAAACUUCUGAAUGAUAUAUUUGUAAAAGACAGUAUCCCUCCCUGGUUGGCAGGAUCUGGUUAUGUGGGCCUUGCAGCAAUAUCAACUGCGACUGUACCAAUGCUGUUCCCACAGCUCAAGUGGUACCUUGUCCUCUCUGCUUAUGUUGUUGCUCCCCUACUCGCCUUCUGCAACUCUUAUGGGACUGGCCUGACAGACUGGAGCCUUUCAUCCACAUAUGGAAAGAUUGGCCUUUUCAUUUUUGCCUCAUGGGUUGGCCAGCAUGGUGGUGUGAUCGCCGGCUUAGCAGCUUGCGGUGUUAUGAUGUCCAUCGUAUCCACGGCUGCUGAUCUCAUGCAGGACUUCAAGACUGGUUACCUGACCCUCUCUUCACCAAGGUCCAUGUUUGUGUCUCAGUUGAUUGGGACUGCCCUUGGCUGUGUAAUUGCUCCUCUCACAUUUUGGCUUUACUGGACGGCCUUCGAUAUUGGCAAUCCUGAUGGCAUGUUCAAAGCUCCAUAUGCAGUCAUCUUCCGUGAGAUGUCAAUCCUGGGUGUUGAAGGAUUCUCAGCACUGCCCCAGCACUGCCUAGCAAUCUGCACUUUCUUCUUUUUUGCAGCCAUAGCAAUCAACCUCCUGAAGGAUGUUACUCCAGACAGCGUGUCCAAAUUCGUCCCACUCCCAAUGGCCAUGGCUAUUCCCUUCUACAUCGGAGCAUAUUUUGCGAUCGACAUGUUCAUUGGGACCGUCAUCUUGUUUGUCUGGGAGAGGGUGAACCGCAAGGAGUCUGAGGACUUUGCAGGCGCGGUUGCUUCUGGUUUGAUCUGUGGUGACGGAAUUUGGAGUGUCCCUUCUGCGAUACUGUCCCUCAUGAGGAUCGACCCACCGAUGUGCAUGUACUUCAAGCCAUCUGUUGCAUACGGCUUAAUAUAGAGCGAGAUUGCUCAUUUUAUUAGGAUGGCAUAAAUAGAAAAGAAUUACGCUGUGUACAUAUUUUACACAAUUGUAAAUUACACUGCCGCAAAACAGCAGCAGUUAUUUUCAUUGUGUUAAUAUAUAUCUUAUUCUCCUC
Messenger RNA from Lolium perenne, 2309 nucleotides. RefSeq names its product probable metal-nicotianamine transporter YSL6. The record is from RefSeq and is a predicted model, not a curated record. Lineage: Eukaryota; Viridiplantae; Streptophyta; Magnoliopsida; Poales; Poaceae. Gene Ontology annotation, cellular component: vacuolar membrane. Gene Ontology annotation, molecular function: oligopeptide transmembrane transporter activity.